AUGACUACAGACUGGGGUGAGAAAUCCACAGCGGACCUUGUGAGUAGGUAUGUCUCCAAGGAGACGGGAUAUGGAGUCCCCAAGGAGGGCUGGCGUAUCUGCCUGGCACACGAGUUCAAGGAGAAGAGGAAGCCCUUUCAAGCAAAAGAUGUCUCGCUGUCCAACGUCUUGGAGCAUGUCGGCCUUGGAAUCAGGUAUCUGAAAUGGUGGUACAAGAAGACCCAGGUGGAAAAGAAAGCCCCAUUCAUCGAUAUGUUCGGUGCACAACCCUUGCGUCAAAUUUAUGGCGCUCCACUCGGUGGCAUUGGAGGAGGUACCAUCACGAGAGGUUGGCGGGGGGAAUUCUGCAGGUGGCAGCUUAACCCUGGGAUGUACCACUACAAAACUGUCACAGCAAACCAGUUCACAGUAUGUUUGCGUCGUGGGGGGCAAACAGUUUACCAGCAGGUGCUCUCUGUAGAACGUCCGCCCACAUUGCAAGGCUGGAACUGGGGCUACUGCGGAGAAUAUGCCUUCUAUCAUGCCCUGUACCCCCGUGCUUGGACCGUUUACCACCUGCCAGGGCAAAAUGUCACUUUGACCUGCAGGCAGAUUUCCCCAGUCAUCCCCCACGACUACCAGGACUCUAGUCUCCCAGUGGCGGUAUUCGUGUGGGACAUAGAGAACAAGAAUGAUUACGCUUUGGAUGUCUCCAUCAUGUUCACCAUGCUCAAUGGGUCAGGACACAAAGACGACAAGUGUGGGGGACACUGGAAUGAACCAUUCCACCUGGAGAAAGAGGGGGAGGCAGUCUCUGGGGUCUUGCUACAUCACUGUACCACAGUGAACCCUUACACUCUGUGCAUCGCAGCACGCGAACAGCCCGACAGGGAGGUCAGUCACCAGACAGCGUUCAGUCCAAAGGGAACCUGCAGCAGCCUGUGGAGUGACCUCAUCACUGACGGGCGACUUGACUCUCCUACAGGAUCUAGCCCACCGACGUCAAAGGGAGAGAAGGUGGCGGCAGCAUUGGCAGUGAGCUGCUCAGUGGCGGCUCAGAGCCGCAACACCCAGGAGUUCUGUUUAGCCUGGGACAUGCCCAAAAUCACCUUUGGCUCUAGGGAGAGGGAACACCUCAGGAGAUACACACGUUACUUUGGGACCAAAGGGGAUGUGUCCCCCUCGCUCAGUCACUACGCCCUAUCACACUACAGUCAGUGGGAGAAGAGAAUUGACGAGUGGCAAAGACCCAUUCUACAGGACAGUUCUCUCCCUUCCUGGUAUAAGUCAGCCCUGUUUAAUGAGUUGUACUUUGUGGUGGAUGGAGGGACGGUGUGGACAGAGCUACCAGAGGACGCUGAUGUCAGUGGUGGUGUGCGCAGCGAGGACGGAGGGCUGCCAGCCCAGCCUGCUGUCGUCAAGGAGUAUGGCCGUUUUGCCUACCUAGAAGGUCAGGAAUACAGAAUGUACAACACAUACGAUGUGCACUUCUAUGCUUCCUUUGCACUUAUCAUGCUGUGGCCCAAACUCGCCCUGAGUGUGCAAUAUGAUAUUGCUGGCAGUGUGGUUAACCAGGACCCAACAGAAAGGCUCCAUCUGAUGAGUGGGCGGUAUUCUCCAGUCAAGGCCAAAAACGUGGUGCCUCACGACAUAGGAGACCCAGAUGAUGAACCAUGGCAGAGGGUGAAUGCCUACCUCAUCCACGACACAGCAGACUGGAAGGACUUGAACCUGAAGUUUGUCCUGCAGGUCUACAGGGAUUAUCACCUCACCCAGGACAGCCAGUACCUGCGGGACAUGUGGCCCAUUUGCCAGGCUGUGAUGGAGUCAGAGUUGAAGUUUGACCUGGAUGGAGAUGGACUAAUAGAGAACUCUGGAUAUGCUGACCAGACCUAUGAUGGUUGGACUGUGACUGGACCAAGUGCGUACUGUGGUGGGCUGUGGUUGGCAUCCCUGUGUGCAAUGUGCAUGAUGGCCAGACUGGUGGACAACGAGGAGAAAUAUCAAUGGUACAGAGACAUACUGGACAGGGGCAGCGCUGCUUUUGACAAACUACUGUGGAACGGCAAGUACUACAAUUAUGACAGCAGUGGGAGAGACCUUUCUAAUAGUGUCAUGUCUGACCAGUGUGCCGGCCACUGGUUCCUGAGAGCAUCUGGACUAGGGGAGGGAGACUACCAGGCUUUUCCAAAAGAAAAAAUCCAGAGUGCACUAAAGUCUGUCUUUGACUUAAAUGUUAUGAGCUUCGCUGGAGGCCAGAUGGGGGCUGUAAACGGCAUGCGUCCUGAAGGAGUGCCUGACCGUUCCAGUGUCCAGUCAGAUGAGGUCUGGAUUGGAGUGGUGUAUGGACUGGCAGCCACAAUGAUCCACGAGGGUAUGAGAGAGGAAGGUAUGCGCACAGCUGAAGGUUGCUACCGGACUGUGUGGGAGAGGCUAGGCAUGGCGUUCCAGACUCCUGAAGCCUACUGUGAGAAAGGCAUCUAUCGCUCUCUGGCGUACAUGAGACCGUUGAGUGUCUGGGCCAUGCAACUAGCCCUGAACACUUCACAGAAGGAUUAGACCACAUUGACCCAAACUGGAGCCACAGAUGGGGAGCAGGGACAGAAUCUGAAAACCAGACUGGUGUGAUUAGAAAUGAACAUUGAGUUCCUCUGAAAAUGACCUCCAGAGUCCUCUGCAGCCCAAACCCCCAUCUGCAGAUCUCUGUUUCAUCGGUUACAGACUUUACAUUCUAUCAUCUACUGUUUGCUUCAAAUGUAUUGUAAUUUGAGGCUUGAUGUCAGAACUGUGAUGGUUAAUGCUUGACAAAUUCAGUACCUACUGUAGAUUAUAUUAUGACACUGUUGGGUGAGGAGUUUUAAGAUUAUAAAGAGACUGCAAUUGGUUCAAGAUUGUAAAGGCUGCAGUGUAAGGUAGAACCUAGGAAAUGUCAAAAUCAAACUUUGUAUUGCUAAUUAAAAACUGACCUUGUGUUUCAGCACCAUAUAGUAUGUUUGCACGCAUGUACACACACAUGCAAGCACUACAUUUUACAAUUAUGUCAAUAAUAAUGUUUGCAUACUUGGAACACAUUUAUAUGCUAAGAAUUUGGAGACCCUUGUGCAUUAUUAUACCAGCCACAUAUAGUCAUUAUUAUCUGACAGAGAAGUACAUCAGGGGCCUUUAAGUCAAUCAGGUCGCAUCUAAAUGAUUUCUUGAUCAGGAAUACAGACGCAAAUAUUUUCCUUUUCCUCCACUUAAAUUUCAAUGCUGUACUAAGUGAAGUAAUAUGCGAUGAGUAGUCUUGAAAUUAAGUCUUAAUUUGAAAAUUAUUAUUAUUGUUUUUCUUUUUUAAAAUAGCAUUUGGUGCCUUGUUGCAUGUUGGCCUACUGUAUAUCUACUGUAUAUUAAUGUAGUGGCAACAUUUACCAUGUUUUAUAAAAUUCAGUACUCAUGACAAUCAUGCUGAAUAAAUGACUGAAUAAGAUAAAACAGCA
Acanthopagrus latus (yellowfin seabream) is the source of this 3455-nucleotide messenger RNA. It is a transcript of the gene gba2, whose product is annotated as glucosidase, beta (bile acid) 2. Gene Ontology annotation, cellular component: membrane. The record is from RefSeq and is a predicted model, not a curated record. Bases 1 to 2538 code for a protein of 845 amino acids. Lineage: Eukaryota; Metazoa; Chordata; Actinopteri; Spariformes; Sparidae. The transcript is spliced from 17 exons. Gene Ontology annotation, molecular function: beta-glucosidase activity; glucosylceramidase activity. Gene Ontology annotation, biological process: carbohydrate metabolic process; glucosylceramide catabolic process; central nervous system development.